AUGAAGAUAUUUAUAUUUAAUUCAUCUGGAAUAAAAAUUUUUAACAUUUUAUUUUUGUUAUUAUUAAUUAAUUAUAUUGUUCCUGAAGUAAAUGGAAAGUCAGCAUAUACUGAUAUCAUCGAAGAUGAUUAUUCAUAUUUAGUCCGCUCAAAAAUAAAUAAAGUUGAGAGGCCUAUUGAUAUACUUUUGCACCUUAGUCGGUCGAAAACUCCAAAAUACACAGUAGUACUAUAUAAUGUAUAUUAUACCAUAAAGGUUAUAAAGAAGUUGAGUACAAGUAUGUACGUUCAUUUAGUACGACACUUAGAUCACUAUGAUAGAGAAUUUAGUGAUAAUGUUCAGUUCAUCAUUCCAAACUUUUAUCCCAAUGUUGGAUCUAUCAUUUCAUCUUUGGGUCGUAAAGCACGUGCCUCUUUGAUUUCAGGUACCCUCCCAGAAGAAAAAUAUAUCCAAACAGCUGUAGCAUCUAUAUCAUUCAUUAAUAACGCAAUUAGAAGAGGUGUUAUUCCUUCUCACCAAACUACUGCAUUUUAUGGAAAUUGUGUUGGCGGAUUAAUAGCUUCUGCAACUUCCGUGGCUUUAAAAGAGUCUAUUGCUGCUGUGGUAUUAAAUGGUUCUUCCUUAUUUAUGCCGGACCUUGUAAGACGCAGACUUGCUAGAAAAACUGCACUUAAGUACGUCAAAUAUCUUUUAAUUCACUCCUAUAAUGAUAAUGAUAUUCCUUAUAUUCACGCUGAAAAUACGAAUAAUGCAUUGACUAGCUGGGGAGCGGAUUCUACAAUCUAUAGUGUUGAAAAUAUUAGUCAUUUAAAUACAAUGAUUAAACACAAAUAUACCGGUUUAAGAUUCAUUGCCUCAGUAAUAUUAAAAAGACCGGAAAUUUACAGGCCUCUUGAUACGGAAAAUCAGGAGCUAAUUCAAUUUACUAAAAGAAGAAUGAACCCAGAAGAUAUUGAACCAAUUGUCCCACCUAGGAACUCUACAAUUUCUUCAGAUGAUAACGAUGUAUUUAAAAACAAUACUAUAAAAUUUAGUCAUUCAAAUUUUAUAAUAAAAGAUAAAGGGCAUGCUCUAAUUGUUGUAGAUCAAUCAGCUAAAUAG
Molecule: messenger RNA, 1101 nt
Organism: Cryptosporidium ubiquitum
Lineage: Eukaryota; Apicomplexa; Conoidasida; Eucoccidiorida; Cryptosporidiidae
Exons: 1
Coding region: 1-1101 (366 amino acids)
Molecular function (GO): hydrolase activity
Source: RefSeq, a predicted model, not a curated record